Molecule: messenger RNA, 8129 nt
Organism: Ruditapes philippinarum (Manila clam)
Lineage: Eukaryota; Metazoa; Mollusca; Bivalvia; Venerida; Veneridae
Product: transforming acidic coiled-coil-containing protein 2-like
Exons: 19
Coding region: 171-2750 (859 amino acids)
Biological process (GO): cerebral cortex development; mitotic spindle organization; cell population proliferation
Cellular component (GO): cytoplasm
Source: RefSeq, a predicted model, not a curated record
CGAAAUCCUUCAAAGUAGAGGUGUGAACUGUCAAAAAGUAAUUUUUGGAGUUUUAAAAGUUUUCAACUUUAUUUUCAGGAAACAGUGCCAUAGAAAGCGAUGAAUUAAAUGCCAUGUUCUGAAUUGUAUACUAGUUGUAUAAACUGAAACAUUGAGAUUUUAAAAAGAUAAUGGAUGGUUCAGAGGAUCGCCCUGCUUCACCACCCCUGCCUAAAGGGUCAUAUAACAUCAACUUUGAUGAGUUCGAUGAUUCUAUUGAUCCAUUCAAACCUAGAGGGGGGCUAAGUAAUUCUCCUGACAAAGUGAUGAGCAACCCAUUUCAGACAAGGAAUAAAAUGGCAUCAACACCAACUGAGGAAACCAGUAAUCCUUUCCAGACUAAAAGCAAGAUUGCAUCUUCACCUCCGAAAGAGACACUAUCUGAACAACCUGUAGAAAACCAUGACACUGGAUUAGAAGAAUCAGCAAAGGAUAAGGAAACAGAUGGUGCUGGAGAACAUAUCAGUGAAAUAACAAGUAGUAAAGCAAAGUCACCUGCAAUUAAUAUUAAGAAACCAGUUAAAGGUAAAAAGAAAGUAAAGAAAAAGGAAGUUAAAGCAGAAGUUCCAGAGGGAGAUGACAUAGAUUUAAAUGUUGAAAACCCUUUUGCAACUAAAGUGAAACUAGGUCAGUCACCACCAUUAGAUGUAGACCCUUUCGCAACUAAAGUGAAACUAGGUCAGUCACCACCAUUAGAUGUUGAUCCUUUUGCAACAAAAACUAAAUUAGGUCAAUCACCACCAUUACAUGUAGAUGAAGACCCCUUUAAAACAAAGACUGAAUUAGGCACAUCACCUCAAAAUGAUAGCAAUAUUGCAAUGGAUGAAAACCCAUUUGAAAUUAAAACUGAACUAGGUGCUUCCCCUCCUGCAGGCAAUAAUAAUGAUAAUGUAGCAAGCUUGGAAAGUGAAAGUAAAACUGUUGAAGAAGAUGUGCAAAAUGAAAGUGCAGACUCAUUUAAAACUGCUGAAGAAUCUCCAGAAAAGGUAAACAAAGGUUUAAAGACAAGGGCAAAAUCACAGACUCCACCAGUAACAAAUUCUGUGGUUGACACUGAAAAUGUCCAAGAAGAUGUAGAUCAGGAUGGUGGCUCAGAGCCAUCCAAACCUAAACCAGAAAAGAAAAUACCUAGUCCAAAGAAGUCUGGUAUAAAGAAGCCUAAAGCAAGAUCAAAGUUCAAACCACCACCUAACUUUGGUGUUCAAGAUUCAGAAGAUGUUGUGAUAUAUGCCCCUCCCCCUUCACAAAGUGCCAAUAACAAUACUGCCUCAGAUCAUGAAGCCCCUGGCAACCUGGAGGAUACUGGUGAUAAACAGCUAGAUGAUGAGAUUAACAAUUCAGUGACCAAUCAAAUGACAGCAUCAGAAGUUCUGGGCGGAGUCAGUGAUAUGAUUGACAGUGUUCAUGAUUUUGGUGCUUGUGAAAUGCCAAUGGAAAGUAAUGAGGAUUUUGUACCUGCAUCUGAAGCAUUUGACGAUGAAGAAGCCUGGGAAAUGAUGGAAAGAAUGAAACAUGAAAAUGGUGCGCCCCCAAGGGAUUCUUUAAAUGCAUUUGAUCCACUGGCUGAACAACCUGUACCAGACAAAGCCGUGAACAGAAGAGUCUCUGACAGUGGUAUAAAUGAAAAUAGUAAUUCAGACGAUGAAGAUCUGCUGUUAAUGAACACGCCACCUCCACAGAAACAGCAGUCGGGUCCUUCCAGAGGUGUGUCCCGCCAUCCAGCUGCCCGGGCCCUUCAGGAACAUGUUGACGGGGAUGGAGCGCCCCGGGAAGCUCAGAUAGUGGACAAGAUGUUGUUCUCACCUGGUAGAGGAGAAGAAGGAAGGCCUCGUGGAGAAGGCGGUGAGAGAUACUUCGAUGCCCCGGAGUACCCACUAGGCUCACAUAAAGCACAGCAUAAAAAGAAGUCCAGAAGUGAACUAGAAGUGGAGCGUAUGAACGCGGCUAACAAGAAACAUGUUCCUGCAGCUGAUAGCAACAAGGACAAUAUUGUACAACUUGUACAGGACAAUGACUGUAGCAGCAGUGGACAGGUGCUCAAAUAUUCUCAGUCGGACUGGAAUAAGAUGAAACAAGAGUUGGAGCUGGAUUUUAAUGCUCGUAUCCUGAACAAGGAGAGGGAAUGGAGUAAGAAGUUAGCUGACCGAGAGAAGAAAAUAUCGUACCUGACCGAGCAGCAGUUACUGCUGAGAUCUUCUAAUGAAGAUAUGAAGUUAGUUGUGACUGAAUUUGAAAAAACUAUAGCACAGUUACAAGCUGAGAAAGAGAAAUCAACAACAGAAUCUCAACAAGGCUUUGAGGAUGUCAUUAAAGAGAGAGAUCAGGCGUUAGAAGAUCUCCAGUCAGUGGAAACUGCGUUUUCUGAUCUUCAUCAAAGAUAUGAGAGGGCAAAAGGUGUUGUCGAAGGUUUUAAAAAGAAUGAAGAUGUGUUGAAGAAAUGUGUGUCAGAUUACCAGAAUAAGUUGAAAUCUGCUGAAGAAAAAACCAUCUCAGUUCGACAGCAAGCAGAAGAGAAACUAGCUCUUGCCAGUGAUGAGAUGGAGAAGUUACGAAGAUCAACAACAGCUGAGUUGGCUAGACUAGAGGCAGCUCUGAAGAAAGCUGAACUUAAAACACAGGGUCUAGAGAGAAGUCUCGAGCAAAAGGUGCAAGAAAACAAUGAAUUGACAGCCAUAUGUGAUGAAUUAAUUGCAAAAGUCAGUACAGAAUGAUAGAAACCAUCAGUUCCCUUCCUGAUAACAGACAUAUACACCAUACAACACCUGUUAUUGUGUUCAACAUAAUAUUUAUAACAGAUUUGUAGUUCUCAUAAGAAUUUCAGCAAAAUUACUGCAUGAAUAAAACCCUCUGAAACAAUUUGACCACCAGAUAUCCCGUCUUCAAUGUAGUAUGUGGAUUGUAACAUGUCUCAGCGUGUUCAUUUAUGUUGCAGAAGAGAAAAUCAAAGCUUUAACUCAAUAAAUGCUAGACAUUUAUAACCACCUAUACACAUUUUGUUAAAAGACAUUAGGUAGAAUAAGGGAGAUAAAUAUGACUGGCUUCAUGAUCUUUACUAUAAUAUGCAUGAAGAAAGAUUAUUGUAUAAAGUUACUUACACUUGAGAGUCUUAUAUACCAGCUUAUAAUGAUCCUAGGGUAAAAUUAGCCACUCCCUCGGGGUCACAAGCCUUAUGUAUUUUCAUUUAUUUUACCUAACAUGUUAUUUUGUUUUAGGGUAAUAACUCAGUUCACUAAAUAUUGUAUGAAUAGGUUUUGUUAGGGGUUAUUCCUAAGACAUGGUCAAAUUGUAUAUGGAUGGUUUUAUACAUGGGCACUUGUAACAUCCCCAUUACUCCACCAGCAUCUAUAAUAUAUAUAUAUAUAUAUAAUGUCUCAUUUUUAUACACAUUUGGACAGUUUAAUCAUAUCUAUAUAAAAUCAUUAUAUUUAUAAGCUUAAUAUCUUGUCAUUUUUUAUUUUGUUCAUUUUAUACAUGAAAUUUGAAUGGUAAUAGGUUCCUAAUUAUGAAUGUUAGUUAUUAUUAUUAUUUCUUAUGGGUUUAUUAUUUCAUGAUUGACCAAAAGAUUAUUGCCAUUUACUUGAUGUUGUCACCUAAGUGCAGUAACCGGUUCACUCCUAUAAAAUUAAACAUUUGUUAGUCCAUUACUGCACUAAGGUGACAAUAAUGAAAAUAUUUGAGGAAUUAAAUAAACAUGUUUUUUAUGCCACCGCAGCAUCUGCGAUGCGGUGGCAUAUAGCGAUUCACCUGUGUGUUUGUUUGUGUGUGUGUGUGUGUGUGUGUGUGUGUUAUAUAGAUUAUAUAGUGAACUUAAAAAAUCUUCUUGUGAAAAACCACUAGUCCAAUUUCAACCAAACUUGGCAGGAUUGAUCCUUGGGUGAAGGGCUUCCAAAGUUGUUGAAAGAAUUUCAUUUCAUGCAGAAAUCUGGUUGCCAUGGCAACCAAAAGGAAUUAUAAGAAUAAAUUUAAAAAAUCUUCUUGUAAAGAACCAAAAGGCCUAGAACUUAGAUAUUUUGCAUAAGGCAUUUUCUGGUAGACCUCUACCAAGAUUGUUCAAAUUAUAGCCCUGGGGUCCAAGUCGGCCCGCCCCGGGGGUCAUUGAUUUUCACUAUAUGUACAUAUAGUAAAAAUUUAAAAUACCUUCUGGUAAAGACCCAAAAGGCCUAGAGCUUAGAUAUUUUGCAUAAGGCAUUGUCUGGUAGACCCUUACCAAGAUUGUUCAAAUUUUAGCCCUGGGGUCAAAAUCGGCCCCGCCCCGGGUGUCAUUGAUUUUCACUAUAUGUACAUAUAGUAAAAACUUAAAAUACCUUCUUGUAAAGACCCAAAAGGCCUAGAGCUUAGAUAUUUUGAAUAAGGCAUUGUCUGGUAGACCUCUACCCAGAUUAUUCAAAUUAUAGCCCUGGGAUCAGAAUCGGCCCCGCCCCGGGGGUCAUUGGUUUUCCUUAUAUGUAUAUAGUAAAAACUUAUACAUGUAGUAAAAACUUAAAAAAAAUUUCUUCUAGUAAUUGACAAAUGCUAGAGGUUAGAUAUUUUGCAUGAAACAUUAUGUAAUGAACUUCUAGCAAGAUUGUUUAAAUAUUAGGCCUGGGGUCAAAAUUGCCUUUGCCCCGGGGGUCAUUGAUUUUCAAUAUAUACAUAAUUUAUAGUAAAAAAAUAAAAAAAUCUUAUUGUCUGAAGGUACAAGACUUAGUGUUGUAUUAAUGCGGUGGCAUAGCAUUUUUCUCAAAUGCAAUCUUGUUACAUUUACUCCCUAUCUUUCUUAAUAAAUAGACAAGGUAUAUCAGAAAAUUGAUUUAAUAGUUUUAUGAAGAUUGAGAUAUUUAUUAGAAUUACCCUUCAUAAUGCUUCUUGCAUCAACGGAUUUUCUAUCUCUUCAGUAUUGAGAAUAACUAGCUUUCACAUAUUUGUAAUUUGAGAAGACAACAUAAUAUUGGUUCCUUGAUUUUUUAAGCCCUAUAUUCAAAGGGAUUAGUCCAUUCUAUAAAUUUAGGGUUAGAGUUAAUUCAGUCUGCAAAUUUCAGUAACAGUUUUUGAUUGGAAAUUAAUAACUGUUUCCAGGUUGUUGGAUAUAUCUUUAUUUCUCCAAGGAAUUUCGAAACUGCUCUUUGGGGGGAAUGUAGAUCUGACAGUAGUCAAGAUAACGUCUUUUUUAGCAUAACUUGAGCAUACUAUGAAUAAGUAACAUGAACUUGAAAACUAUUAUCUUUUGAUUUUAUUUAAGUUUUAAGAAUCUUGUUACUUUUUACAUUAAAAAUUGGGCUCUUUGUGGUAUUUUCAGUGUAAAAAAUAGUACUGUGCUUGAGUUUUUGUGAUGUUUUGUUUCAAGUCGGUUUUCGGUGAUUGGAUAAUGAAAAUACAUCUUGGGUUCAAAAGUUGUUAUAACUAGAUUUUGUUACCAGUCCAAAAACUAACAAGACCUACCAUCUCAUUGGUUAUUUCAUUGACCUAGUUUUAUAACUGGCCAAUGGCUGUUCUGUAUUUUACAGACUGGUUGUAAAACUACUGUUGUACCAAGUGUAUGAUUAUUGAUUUAGAUAAAGGGUUUUUCUUGUGACUGUUUUUAUUUCUUUUUGUAUGAAGUGAUCUGAAGUGUAUGUGACCAAGAUUUGUUUUCUGUGAUACUUUUGUAAUCUCACAUUAUACUUACGUUUAGUCUCAGGCAUUAGGGAGAAGUUGGUUUCGUUUCCAUAGGGAGCAGUCAUUCUUUUUCUGACAGGAGUAAUCAUUAUAUGUUAGUUUUCAUAUCAUUCUCUUUUGUUGGUUUUUCAUGUCUUUUUUUUCAAGAGCUUUCAAGAAAUACUUGGUUCAGAAUAAAUAUGCUUUAAUGUUUACAUGAACAUCAAUGUUACAUGUAAGUCAUGCUUGAUUAAAAUGAUAGACAAGUGCUUUUAAGGUUUAACAAAAAAAUUUUGCUUGUGAGUGAUUAUGACAUAUCAUUAAUCAGAUUUAUGUUUUAGAUGUAGUGACAAUGUCUACCAACCCUGUAACCUGUUUUUACCUAUAAAACCAGUGCAGACCAGAAUCAGCCGGUACAAACUGGAACAUACAUGUGGCCAGAUACUUGUCUGCACUGUUUGAUAUUCUGUAAUUAUCUAUUUUAAAAUUUGCCUCCCUAAAAAGAAAGACGGUUUUGUCCAGAUUAAAUGAUGGACAAGUCCAUUUUAGAUAUAUGGUGUAGUAAGGAAUAAUGGUGUAGUAAGUGUUAAUCAAAUUGUUCAACAGGUUUUAUUAGUUUUAAGCUUAGGUAACUGCCACUAAUUUUAUGUUAUUUUAUUUUAUUGUAAACUGUUAUUUUCGCGAGACUGUGUCAUCUGUGUAUACAUGUAUUUAUUGCUAAAGAAUAUAAUAUAUAUUAUGUACUGAUUAACUCUGUAAUAUAUGAAAUGAGAAAUUCUCAGCUUACUCAGUAAAUUACUUUUAGACAAAAUGUUAUUGUUUUUACCUUAGCAUGAAAUUGCUUGUUAUUUAGCUAGGCAUUUAGUAAAGAGCUUUGUAUAAAAAAUUGUUGAUAGGAUUUAGAUAGAUAAAAUUGGUGUGUAAAUUUGUUAAUUUAAUUGUCAAUAGCAGUCAUGAUUUUAACAUCACUGUUUUGCAAGAAAUAUCUUGCUUUAUUUGCUAUUUGGUGCAACAAUUGUUUUCGUUGGUUCUUUUAUAAAUUAACUCCUGGAUUUUUGUAACAAUAUUUUCAACAGUCUAGCUUUCACUAAUGUAAAUAGGUGAUGAGACAAAGUAAUCAUUUAUGCCACUUGUUCAACUUCACAAGUCUUUUCUUUCUUAUAUCCCUCAAGCCCGCCCACUUAAUUUUCUUGUUUCAAUAUUGUGACUGAGAGCUAAUUAUGUUUGGCAAUGUGAUAUUAUAUAACGCUGCUUUGUUUGUUUGUUUGUCAGAUUUUACGCUUGUUUUUUAUGUUUUUAUUAUGUAUAUAUUCAUAAUUAUAUAUAAAUAUAUUUAUGCUCUGUUUAAAUUGAAGGGUAAUUAUACCAAAAUAUGAGAGAUCGCUUGUAUGUACAUGUAGGAAUGUAACAAGUGUAUGUUGAUUUAUAUCACAUUUUUACAUAGCAACAGCUCUGAUAUGAAAAUAAAUAACCCAUAGAUACACAAUUCUUUUGAACCUUCAUUUGUGUCAUAGUCCAGAUUUUCAAAAUCUUUUAUUUUAAGAAGUUAUGGAUCAAGGUUAUGGAAGUUCAGUGGAUUAACUCGGGGUGCCCAUGUGUAGCCCGAAACUAUAUACAGAGAAGUAUCUAAAAUUCUCUUCCACUAGUAAAGCUGGAAAGUUUCCAUAUGGCUUUGAUGAUUUAAAACCCAAUAAGAAAUAAAACAAUAGCCUGAGGCCUUCCUCAUUAAGUUAAGCUUAAAAUCAUCCUAUGACAUUUACAGUGUUAGAGAACACAUCAUGAAAGGGAUGAAAAUUCAGCAAUUUGCGGUUGUGUUUUUCAUUUAGCUUUGUGCACAUGGGAUAGGCAUUUCAUAUCAAUUUGAUACUUUUUCAAAUCAUUACUUGAUACAGAAAACAAUCUAGAACUGACCCUAUUCUAGCUUUUUACUGGAAAUUAUUUUUAGAGCUUACAAAAUUACAAAGGUAUAUUUGAGAGACCAGUCUAUAGAAUGUACCAUUUUCAUUGGCUGCGUCAUUGAUUGAAAAUUCAAAUUAUAAGCUAGCCAAUGAUUGAACAUGAUUUUUAGACUGGUUUUCAGGUUCAAGUUUUUUUGUCAAUCAGAAUCCUGAACAAGAUGUCAUGAUAUGCUAAUUAUUGUUUUUGCAUCCAAACAAAUUUGUAUUUUAUUGUUUUUAAUAUAAUCUUGUUGUUCAGAGCUGCUACAUUUUACUUUAACAUGGAUUUUAUUUUAAAUGUAAACCAGUCUUUUAAGAAUUAUUAAUUUUCUUCUUUCUAAAUGAUUAUUUCGUUCAAUAGUGUCAAAUUAUAUAAUUCAUUAAUGUCAGUUUGUUCAGUCAAACCAAUAGUAUGUUAGUUAGUUAGUUGAUUAAUAUUUUGAGUUAUUUCAGUUUUAAUGUGUACUAAAAUUCAGAUGUAAAUGUUAUUUGCUAAAAUACUGAAAUCUUUCUAUGAAAAUAUACAAAAUGAGAAACUUU